AUGUUAUUAUUGGAAUUGGAUUUCAAUGUCAGUUUAAAAGAAUUAAUGGUCUGGACAGGGCCUUUCACAUUAAAGUCACCACCUUUAUCAACAUUUCAUCAACAGUUCUGGUUGAUUGCUCACAUUAUAACAGAUAACAAAGCUGGAACAAAAAUAGAACAAUCAUUCACUGUGAGUGUUUUCAUUGGUGGAAUCAAGGGAGAAGAUGAAAGUAUUAUCCAAUCAGAGAAUCCGAAACUUGAUGGGCUGUCACAUAAUAGAACAAGGUUGUUGUCAUGUAAAGAGGAAUGCAAUGAUCUAAUAUUGUUACACCUUGGCUAUCUAGACUACACAUAUUACAUCAUCAAUAUUAACUUUCACGGUCUGGAGAAACAGGCCCACUUUGAUAUCAAAAAUAUCAUAUUCCAUUUCAAGAGCUAUAAUACAGCUUUUACCAAGCUGGAAAUUUGGUUACGGUUUUCAUUUCUUGUGUUCACUUUCAUAGCUACGUGCUCAUUUGCUCAUUCAUUGAGAAAGUUUACAAUGCGAGACUGGUCAAUAGAACAAAAAUGGAUGUCCGUACUGAUGCCACUUCUUCUUCUUUAUGAUGAUCCUAUAUUUCCGUUGACUUUCCUUGUUGAUAGCUGGGUACCGGGAAUGUUUGACGGGAUAUUUCAAGCAUCAUUUCUGUGUGGGUUGUUACUGUUCUGGUUAUGUAUAUACCAUGGAGUUAGACAGACUGACAGACGGUUUUGGAAAUUUUAUUUCCCUAAGUUAUUGAUAGUUGGGUUAAUUUGGAUAUCAGCGGUCACUUUGGCAUCCUGGCAGGAGUACAAUGAACUACAGGACCCAACAUAUUUUUACAGGCUUGAUACAAGCAACUUUAUGGGUUUUAAGAUAUUUUUCUUCAUAGUUGGUAGUGUAUAUCUUCUCUAUCUGCUGUAUUUGUUGGUGCGAGCGUAUGCUGAACUUAGAUCCAUGCCAUACUUUGAUUUAAGACUGAAGUUCAUGACGUUUCUAAUGUUGAUAGUUCUAUCAAUAAGCAUUACUAUCACAGUAUUACGGUUUGGGCGGGCCGCGUUACAGGACAAUUUUGUUGCGGAGUUGUCUACCCACUACGAGAACUCGGCAGAAUUUGUAGCAUUCUAUGGGUUGUUGAAUACAUACAUGUACACAAUGGCGUUUGUGUACUCGCCCUCACCGAAUGCAGUAUUUGAAACUCAUUUCAAGGACAAUCCCGGUCUUUCAAUGUUGAAUGAUUCUGAUGAAGAGGUGCAUUAUGGAUCUGACACAGAGAGUAUAGGGCUGACUAGAGUGAGACCAAAUGCUGUUGGGAAAUAUGACAGUGAUUAGAGUUACCUUCCUUGGGACAAAAGUUAGCACCCUUGUUGUGACUAGAGUAACUUCCCUUUUAACAAGAGCUAGUGCCAUUGUAACAAGAGUUAACUUAUCUGUUAUAAGAGUUAGCAUCUUUGAGACAAGAAUUCUUUUGACAAUGACAAAAAUGUGCACUCUUGGCUUAAGUGACAGGUUAUUUCCCAUGCGGCAAGAAUCAAGUCUUUUGUUAAAUAGAGUAAGCUCCUUUUAGACUAGAGUUAGUGCCCUUGUUAUUGCAAUAUGACCAGACACUAGUCAUGUUUUAAGUAUCAUUGAUAAAAUAUAAAAUGUAAUCUCUGUGAUGGGACAGUAGGUAAAAUGUAGAAUAUUAAAAAGAUAGUCUUGUGUCUGUGAUUUCAUCAAAAAUUGAGAAAAGAAAUGUUGUUGUUAUUAGGUGAUACUUUUUCCUUUGCAUUUAUUUGUUUUGUGAACAUGUAAUAUUUUUCAAGAAUAUUGACAUAUAUAAGAUCCAAGCUUGCCAAUAUGUGAGAUAGAUAACAGUAGAAAUUGUAAAAUUAUUAGAUUUUUGGUGUUAGAUAAAAAAAUCGUGGGCUUGAUAAAUAACCAUUAAAUGUUAUUAGUUCAUAUGAAUAGAUGUAAAUUCAUUCAUCAUAUUAGAGUAAGUCAUAUUUGAAUUAUGGUGAAUUUUUUUUUUGUAACAAAAUCAGAAAUCCACACUGUAGACGAAAUUUUUGUUUUCUUAUUCAAACCAAUGUAAGACAUGCAUAACAUUCCUUAUAUUUUUCUGUUGUUUUUAAUGGUGUUGAAUCCCAGUGGCCAUGAAAUUUUCAUGUCUAGAAUUUGUGAUAAUUGUGCAAUAUAGAGAUAUAGGUUUUAUUUUUACUGAGGAUUGAUUUUAGUAGUUAAUAGAGAUCAUAUCCUAUGGUUUAAAAAAAAGUGGAAUAUUUUUCAAAUGUGAUAGUUAUAAUUUUGCAAUAGAGUGGGAUAGUUUAAAGUAGUGUUGGUUAGUGACGUGUGCCUGUGGGAUAAAUCAUUGACUUAAACUUUGAUAGCCAUGUGUACUUUAACACAAGAUGCAACAGAUAAUAUAAAUAAAACAAUGAAAGUACAGUGUAGCCCCUGCAGAGCACCCCCUCUGUAUACCAAUUUAACCUCUUUUAAACAACCAUAUACUUUUUUCCAAAAGUAAGGUGAUAAAAUAUCCCAACAAAUUCAAUCUCUCUUGAGCAACAACUCUCAGCAACAAGCAAAAUCUUUGUCUCCCAAAAGGUGUUGUUCUGCAUAAACUUGUAAAGUUAAUCCUUUUUAUUACAAUUUAGUACCAUGGUAUCGGCAAUGAAAUCCAAGGAUUUUAUAAAAAAGAAUAUAGUAAUUUUACUGACCAAAUCCUAAAAUAACCUCAUGUGAUCAAUAUGGUUUUAAUGAAUAUUUUUAUUGAUAUUAAGCGGGAGGAAGCAAUCUGAAAAUUUAAGUAGUGAAGUUCAGCUAGUUAUACUAUUUUGAAUUUUUUUAAUUUUUUUUUGUAAAUUUUAACAGUUAAGAAAAGAAAAACAAUGUCUUAUACAUGUAUUAGGAAUGAAAAUGGUACACUAUGUACCGGAAGGCCAUUUAACUAGACCAGCUUUGGUAUAUGUUUUAAUUAUGGGACUGUACCAUAGAUAUACAUUGUUUGUGAUACAGUAACGAAAAGGGGACUAUUGGAAGUCUGGCCCUGAGGUUAUAAAACUUUUUUCUGAGCUGUAUGUCAAAUCUCAGGAUUUCUAUUGGUCAAUGAUUACCAGAUUAUUAUAAAAUAGAAUCAUAUUAAAUAUCAAUUAAUUUUGUUUAUUUAUGCACUUAUCAACAUUAAAGUUCUAAUUAUUUAUAUUUACUUAUUCUAAUUAUUAAGUUUUAAAGUACAAAAUCAGUAAAAUGAAUGACUUUGAAAAAUUAUUGUUCUAAUAUUUUACGCCAUAUUUUACAAAAUCCAAUAUUCACAACUUCAAAUUUAUUAUGAAAAACUAUUAUACAGAUAUCUAUAUUUAUCUAUCUUUUUGUAAAAGUCAAAUUGCUAUUCAUUGAAAUAAAAUGUAACUGCUUAAUACAUAUAAUAGGUCUGGUGCACUACAUCUAGUGCACUCCUAGUGCACUUUAUGUAACGUAUAGUGUGAACUCAACUGUAGAUUCUGUGUUUGUUUCUGACCAGUCAAAUAUCUGAGAUCUGUGUUUGAGCUGAGAAAUUUUGUGUAUAACGGUUAUAAUAACCUCGGGUGCAGGUUUAAUGUGAUAUAUAUAUCAUAGGGAAAUCAUCUAAUAGUUGGAUGCAAAGUAUAUUUUAUAAGUUAUAAGUUAUUUCAUCAUGUGAAUUUUUUAAAUUAGGACUGUCAAUGUUUUUUUAAAAGGUGUCAAAGCAGUACUGUGGAGCAUCUAUCAAUUAAAACUGAUUAUUUUGUUUCAAAUAUAUAUACGAGUAUAAAAAAAGUAGUGGAAAUUUGAGUUUAAAAACAAAAGCAUAAUCAUAUAUCAUGUUGCUAUGAAGUAAUCAUAUUUUGUACAUUGUUUUAUCAUAUUUGAUGUGCAUCUUGGUUGUGUGAAAAUAUAAAAUAAAUAUGUUUGUAUAUAUAGUGCAUAAUUUAUUUACAUACAUUGUAAUAGAGCGCAAUACGGUGCUUUAUUUUAUAUGGACAAUAAGCAUUCCAUUGUUAAUGUUUUAUGAUAAUUUUUGAAACCGUCAGUCAACAGUCAUAGGUUUAUUGUUGUUGCUUGAUUUAAUUUCAGUGGUGUGCUAUGGUUCUGUCCAUUAUGAAAUUGUUUUUAGUUUGUCUAUUUUGAAAAAAAAGGCGAGCUUUUAUGGUUGCUUUGUCCCUGUUGCAGUCAUACAAAAACUUUAAUUUAGCCUAUUUUUCUAAGAAUUUAAGAGCUAUCAACAUGAAACUUGGAGUUCUUGCUUCUUAUGUAUUCUCCGAAUAUAUUAUAUAGAUUUAUAUGUAUCAUAAUUAUAAUGUCCCUUUUUAACUUACUUUUUUGUUUGUCAAAAAUAGGUUAUCUAUAUAUAGUCAUGCACUCAACAGAUGAGCGUGCAAUGCUCUUAUUUAAUAUUACUUUUCAUAUUUUAAAGAAAUCUCAAAUAAUUAUGCUGGCAUUAAAUUUUAAUUGUUAAUUGCAUACAAUCCUAUGUUGUUGCUUUUGUUUUGUUCUGUCAAUAGGAAUAUCAUAAUUUGCAGCUUAUUUUUUUCCUGCAAUUUUGAGCUAGUUAAUAUUGUAAUAUGUAAUUCAUUUAUUCAAUGAAUCGUAUCCCAUUACUUGUUAGAUAUCAGAAAUCCAUGGCAUUGGAUAUAAGCACUAUCUUUAUUACGCUGAUCCUUUUGCUUUUAUAUCUAAAAAACCUGCAUGGAAUAUUAUAAGUGACUUAUUAAUAAUAAGAUUUUAUGCAAAGCUUUGAUAACCAGUCUAAAUAUUGAAAGAGUUUUAUUGGUCAUUAUUCAAAUUUGAAUUGGCCAAUCAGAUGCAAGUAUUUGAAACUCCUAAAACAUGAAUUUUGAACAUCCAGGGAGAGUUUGCCAAAAGAUUUGUUAUUAAUUAUGUUUUAAUUAAUUUCUAUAUAUUUAGCAAAUGUUACCUCAAUAUAAAGUUCAUGUUGAUGAUUUUUUUGCCAUGUUUUACUUACCAUAAUAGUGAUGUGUUCCAAGAAUACGGUUCAUUCAAAAGAUGUUAAAGAUAGUUGAUAUGUGUCAAAAUUAUGUGUAAGAAUCAUUUUUAUAUAAUGAAAAAUAUAUGUUAAGAUGAUUUAUGGCUUUUUAUGUACUCAGACAUUUUUGCUUUCAUAUCUAGAUAACUGAUAUUUAAUCAAAGGUUUAUCCAGCUAAACAUGUGAAAUAGCAUACUGCUUUGAACUUCGAAAAAACCAUUGUUUGUUAAAGAUUAAGCAAAGAUACUAAAUUUGGCAAAAAUGGAAGUACAGAUGGUCUUGCAAAUUUCUCUCCAAACCAAGAACUGGAAAAAUAGAUACUUGCCUAGAUGAGGCUGUAUACCCAUUGCUGUUUUAUUUUAUUAUUUUGAUCUUGAAAUCCCAACUUUGAUUCUGCAAUUCCAAAAUUUAUUAUUUUGAAAAAUGACUUGCAAAUAUACAUGUGAACAUAACUGUUUAUUAUACAGUUGUCCUAUGAAAAUGAAUAUGUUUGUUCAUUAUCCCGUUAUCUUAGGAAAAAUUAUGUUCAUUAAUAUCAAAUUAUCCGCAGAAAAUUUACUUCAGUCAUCCUAUUAAAAUGAAUUUUAUUGUUCAUUCUCAAAUUGAACAGAAUGUUUUGCUAAUUUGCUCACAUUGGCGAUAAAGGGCAAUCCUAGCAUUGGUUCAAUGUUCACUGAUUGUAGAUACAUUAUUUUCCAGGUAGUUUUGUGAUAAAAGUUUAGCUCCCCACCAAGUCAGUCGUAAUUUAUUAAAUUUUGUGGUUUUAAGAAUUUCGUUCUGUUUUUACUGUAUUUAAAGUUGUUAUAUGUAUUUCCCGAAUCUAUUAUAUAUUAUAAUUAUAUAAUGUCCCAUUUAGUGCAAUAGUAUAUAUACAUUAUGUUGAGGGAUCUGUUUUAUUGUUAGAUGUUUCAGUUUUGUAUGUUAUAAGAGAUUCCAUUUUGCCAACUUGAUUGAUAAUCCCUGUAUUGUUUUUUAGCUGUUUAACUGUUCACCGAGGUGUCGGUGUUGGUGUCAAUGUCAAACUUUGGUUCAGUUUAUGCAUGCAAGUUGGUAUCUCCAAAACUUCUGAAGUGAUUGGGUAGAAAGUUCACAUACUUACAUUUGAGGACAUACAGGGAGGUCACUGUCCAAGGCCUACAACUCUAACAUGGAAUUUGAAAGAAUUAUGGCCCUUUUAUGACUAAUAGAAAAUUCUACAUUAUCCUGGCUCUUGUUGAAGCACCAAUCUACAUGUUUGGGAAUAUUCGAGCGUCCUGUCCUGCUGACAGCUCUUGUUAUUGUGAAUAAUUGUGUUCUUUUUAACAUGUUUUACAUUAAGACAAUAUUUCAAUGUUUUUGGUGUUAGCAUAACAUUUUAUCAUGUUUAAUUAGAUGAAAACAUGUUAGGUCCUUGCCUUUUAGAAAUUUUCCCUGUAGAAUGGGAAGAGCUAUGUCGGUAAAAAAAACUCAUUUCAUGCCAGAUUUUUAGAACAAAUGUUUUUAAAAUGAUUGAUCCCCCCCCCCUUAGUUUUGGAUGAAACUGGUCGGACAUGUUGCUGUGUGUGUCAAUAUUUCUGUAGCAUGGUUUUCCUUGAAAUUCUGCCUUGGUUGUUAAUGAGACAAUAACCAAAUUUCAUUGAAUAAAUUUAAUUGAAAAGCAAACAAUUUACAAUGGUAAUUGGUACAGUGUUGAAAGUGCAUUGAGAAGGUGUGUACUGUUGAAAAAAUACGUAUUUUGAUUUUGUUUGAUUUGUAACAGCAUUUUUCCACAGUUUAUUAAUUUAUUCCAUACAUUUACAUAAUGUAAUUUGAUCAUUUUAAAAUUUCAUGAAUUGUUACACCAUUUUGUUUAGAAAUAGGGUUUAAUUUCUGUGCUGUAUACGGUAAUGCAAAAUGCUAAUGGAAAUCCAUUAAAAGAAACUCGGUGUUUGAAAUCCAUGUUAUAGAAAUUUUGAAACACAAUUGGAAUUAAAUGUAGUGCAGUUAUGUCAUAUUAAAAGCAUAUUUUAGUUAAUAAAAUUGAAAAUU
Molecule: messenger RNA, 6991 nt
Organism: Ruditapes philippinarum (Manila clam)
Lineage: Eukaryota; Metazoa; Mollusca; Bivalvia; Venerida; Veneridae
Product: transmembrane protein 181-like
Exons: 12
Coding region: 1-1332 (443 amino acids)
Molecular function (GO): toxic substance binding
Source: RefSeq, a predicted model, not a curated record